AUGGAAAAUAAUAAUAAUAAUAAUAAAAAUGAUAAUGAAAUUAAUUUUAAAAAAAUUGAAAUUAAUGAAACAUUAGAAAGUGGUAAAUUUAUUGAAAGUAAAAUUGAUAUGAAACUUGGUGAAUUAAUUAUAAAAGUCCAAUCACCAAUGUGUUUUAGUUUUCAUAAACAUUUAGUUAACCAAUUUUGUUUUAAUUGUUUUUCAAAUUCUCAUGAAAUCAACAAUGCAAAAUUUAAUAAAUUUAAAGUUGAUAUUAAUAAAAACUAUAUAAUUAGAUGUAAUAAUUGUAAAUUAAUUUAUUUUUGUUCAGAUGAAUGUUUUGAAAAAGUAAUGUCAAUAGAAUCAUUUCAAGAUUCAACCUCAACAAAUAUUCAUACACCAUUAGAAUGUUUAAUUUUAUCAAAUUAUCAUGACCAAACCAUAUCUCCGAAAAUAAAUACAUUACAUGAUCAAACUGAAAAUAGAAUGAUUAUAAAUUAUUUAUCAAAAAUUGCAUAUUCAACUAAUAAUAAUAAUAAAUUUAAAUUAUUAUUAAUUGAAAUGAAUCAACUUAUUGGUGAUUUUAAUAAUGAUAAUAAUAAUCAAACAUUAUCAUUAAAUGAAAUUAAGAAUAUAAAAAAUAAAUCAUUUAAUUUAAGAAAAUUAUUUAAUAAUUUCUUUUUUAAUAUUGAUAAAGUUAUUAUUGAAGAAUUAUAUGCAAAAUCUCAAAGAAAUUCAUUUGGACUUUGGAAAAAUAGUGAUGAAUGUUUUGGACUAAGUAUGUAUGGUAAUCAAACAAUCUAUAAUAAUAAUAAUGAUAAAGAUGAUAAUAUUAGUAUAUCAUAUUUUAAUCAUAGUUGUUUUCCAAAUUGUGUUAGAGUACAAGAAAAUCAAUCAAUAAGUAUUUAUAGUUUAAUUCCAAUUAAAAAAGGUGAUGAAUUAUCAAUUUCAUAUAUUGAUAUUAGAAUGUCAAAAAAUGAUAGACUUUUACAUUUAAAGGAAAUUUAUUAUUUUGAAUGUAAAUGUAAAAGAUGUACACUACCACCAUUAUCAAAUUUAUCAUUAGAAAUUGAAAAAACAAUUGAAAAUUACACUUGUAAAAAUCAAUCAAUUAAAUGUACUGGUAUUUUAUAUUUACCACCUUUCAACAAAAUUCAAAGAAUUUGUAAUUUUUGUCAUUGGAAAGAACCAAUUAAUAAUUAA
Dictyostelium discoideum AX4 is the source of this 1182-nucleotide messenger RNA. RefSeq names its product SET domain-containing protein. Gene Ontology annotation, biological process: chromatin remodeling. Bases 1 to 1182 code for a protein of 393 amino acids. Lineage: Eukaryota; Evosea; Eumycetozoa; Dictyosteliales; Dictyosteliaceae. The transcript has a single exon. The record is from RefSeq and is a predicted model, not a curated record.